AGGUGCGGGAGAAGAUCGCCCCCACGUGGAGCCGAAUGAGAGCGGUGCCUGGAUUUGCUCUUCAUUUCUGGUCCCACGCUGAGGAUGCCCUGGGGUAGUCCAGAGGACAACUGAGCUGUACCCUCACACCGCUGGCAAACGUUCUUAGGAAUUUCACUUCUCUGCUGUUUUCAGAACACCCUUGUUUUGACUUCAUAGACCUGGCAGAGUUGGAACUCCGUGGGCUCCACAACCCCUUUUUACCCCCAGCCUCACUCAGCAUCUUCACUUUAUUUUAUUAGAUUUUUUAUUUGUGUGCUUUGCCUGCACACACACACACACACACACACACACACACACACACACACACACACACACACACAUAUGUUUACAUAUGUGUGUACCAUGUAAGUUCCUGGGGCCUGCAGAGAUCAGAAGACAUCUGAUCCCCCUGAAGCUUGAGUAAUGGAUGUUGUGAGCUGCCACAUUCGUGCUGGGAACUGAACCCUGGGUCUCUGCAAGAGCAACAAAUGCUCUUAACUAAGUCAUCUCUCCAGCCCCAGUAUCUUCAUUUUUUAAAAAGACACAGAAAUAUCCCUUUUAAGAUCUACCCAAAGAUGAAUUGUAGGACUUCAUCAGUAUCUGGGCUAUGGGCUUGGAACAGUAUCUCUUAAGCCUUCCAGAAUUGGUCUUAUCUUAUUUCCCUCCCCCAGGCCUAUGGUGCAGGUAUCAGGAUUACUUUUGUCCCUAGGGCUAGUUGCAGAACCUCCACAUGUUGGACUAUGGGAUUCCACAGAGAAUGAGCCUCUCAGCCUUCUUCCAUCAGUAAGCCAUUCAUCCCAACUGCUCUCCCAUCAUCCACUGUCCUCAUGUCUACCAUACUCCUGAAUUUGGACUUUGGGGAACCUCCGAAAAAGGCAUUUGGAGGAAAUGCCAAGCACCAGCGUUUUGUCAAGAAGCGGCGGUUCUUGGAACAGAGAGGAUUUCUGAAUAAAAAGAACCAACCCCCUAGCAAGGUGUCUAAGUUGCAUUCAGAACCUCCAAAGAAAGGGCAAUCUUCAAGAGUAGAUGACAUUUUGAAUACCCUUCCAUGCCCAAAGAAGAAGGAGGCAGCGGCCUCCAAGAGGGAGUCAGAGCAGUCCACAGACAGGAAAGCAUCAUUGUCUUGGCUGACCCCUGCUCCUUCAAAGAAGACUAAUUCUGUUGUGGCUAAAAUAGAUUUGUUAGGGGAGUUUCAGAGUGCCCUUCCAAAGAUUAAGAGCCACCCAUCCCACACCCAGAAGGGCUCCAAGAAGAAACCUUUAAAGAAAAAUGCAGAGAACUCCACCCAAGCUCACUCAGAAAGUAAGGGCUCCAAGAAGCCCUCACAGAAGAGUGCUACACAGAACUCCACCCAAGCUCAUUCGGAGAAUAAAGGCUCCAAGAAGAAGUCCUUGAAAAAUGUUGCACAAAAUUCCACACAAGCUUGUUCGGAGGAAAAGUGCCUUAAAAUCUCCCAAAACUUGCCUGGGAAGAUGGUGGCAGUUGACUGUGAAAUGGUGGGCACAGGACCCAAGGGGCGUGUGAGCUCCUUGGCUCGAUGCAGCAUUGUAAACUACAAUGGAGAUGUGCUCUACGAUGACUACAUCCUCCCCCCCUGCCAUAUUGUGGACUACCGGACCAGAUGGAGUGGCAUCCGAAAGUGCCACAUGGUUAAUGCUACACCCUUCAAGAUUGCUCGGAGUCAGAUCUUGAAGAUACUCACAGGGAAGAUAGUGGUAGGGCACGCCAUCCACAAUGACUACAAAGCCCUACAGUAUUUCCAUCCCAAGUCCCUCACUCGAGACACUUCUCAAAUACCACUCCUCAACCGGAAGGCUGACUGCCCAGAAAAUGUCACUUUGUCACUGAAGCAUCUCACCAAGAAGCUGCUGAAUCGGGAUAUCCAGGCUGGAAAAAGUGGACAUUCCUCAGUGGAAGAUGCCCAGGCCACCAUGGAGCUGUACAAGUUGGUUGAAGUUGAAUGGGAGCAGCACCUGGCCCAGAACCCUCCAGAAAAUUAGCAGUCCCGGGGAGACACAUGCCGUGCAGUAGACCAUUCCACAGUUCUACUAGCUUCACACCUGUAGAAGCUAGAAUUGUUGGGGAGAGGGGCUUGACCAGAGAGUUAAUACCCAUUGAAAUUUCAUCUCAGCUGUUGUGGGGUCACUGUGUGGUUAAGUGUCUCAUGAAAGGAGAAAGUGUUCAUGUUAAAACCCACCUCUAGGCCAGGCAGGUGGCACAGGCCUGUAAUUCCACAGACUUGGGAGAUUGAGACAAAGUUUUAAGUUUAAGGUCUGCCUGGGCUACAGAAUUAGUUAAAGGCCAUUGAGACCCUGUCCUAACACAAAAAGAGGGCUAGGAGUAAAGCUCAGUGCUAGAGCACUUUCCCAGCAUGCAUAAGCCCCUAGUUCAAUAUCUAGUAGUGAGGUGGGGAACACAACAUGAACUAUAGACCAUUUACUUCUUGAAUAGUGCUAACCACAUGUCCUAGGGUGCUUGUGCCAGUCAGCUUUCGUGACUUUGAGGAAGCAAGGCACACCAGGGAAUACAGAUUCCCACAUUAUCUUAUGGGUGGGACACAUAGCAUCAAUAUCUCCCUUUGAUGGGGAGUAAAGGAGCUGUUGUAUUGCCAACAAACACUUGGGUACAAAUGACUUUUUCCUCAGCUCCGUGACUAACUGGGACUAAGGGUGUGUGUUCACCACUGUGCCUGGUUUUAUGAAUUGUAUGUUUUUUGUUAUAAAGUAAUUAAUAUCUUUUCACUUUCAGAAGUGUUCUGAUUGGAGGUAGGCAUGGUGGUCUCUAAUCCCAGGACUCUGGAGGCCAAGGCAGGAAGAUCAAAAGUUCAAGGCCAGUCCGAUUACGUAGAGCAGCUCUGGCUCAUAGAAAUAGAAAAAGAGAAGGAACAGAUUGUGUGGCUGGUUGCUGUAUAGCCACAUUACAUAGCACAGAAUAGCAGAGUUUACUUCAUUUAGGUUCUGCUUAGUUACAAAGAAUUUACAUUGUUUUAAUAGUCUUUCAACCCUUUUACCUUGUAAAUGAAGCCUUUUAAAACUUCAAAUAAUUCUUUUGUAAUAGAAAAUUAGUGGGUUUUCCCAUAAAGAGUAUUUUUACUUUA
Cricetulus griseus (Chinese hamster) is the source of this 3118-nucleotide messenger RNA. NCBI's taxonomy places the organism in Eukaryota, Metazoa, Chordata, Mammalia, Rodentia, Cricetidae. The record is from RefSeq and is a predicted model, not a curated record.